Monosiga brevicollis MX1 is the source of this 2102-nucleotide messenger RNA. RefSeq lists its product as uncharacterized. The transcript is spliced from 16 exons. Gene Ontology annotation, cellular component: small-subunit processome. NCBI's taxonomy places the organism in Eukaryota, Choanoflagellata, Craspedida, Salpingoecidae. The record is from RefSeq and is a predicted model, not a curated record. The coding region runs from base 1 to 1950 and encodes 649 amino acids. Gene Ontology annotation, molecular function: snoRNA binding; protein binding.
AUGGAGCUACGGUCCACCAUGAACAGCCACGCCGAUCUCGACGGCCGAUCGAUUCAUUCCAACAAUUCCAAUCACUCGCAUGCGCACUCACUGCGCUCGGGCGGGGCCAGCUCCCUCGGCCCUCCAGCUCCAGCCGGAAUUAGUCCGGCUGGACGGGCCAACCACCGCAAAACUCGCUCUGACAUCUCCACCCUCUCCCACAUCUCCGGAACUAGCGGUGCCAGCCAACAGACCAUUCCAGAAGGCUCCGAGGAGCUUGUGGCCUUUACCGUCCAGAUCCCCUCCCAUCUCAUUUGUCGCAUCUGCCAGCGCGUCUUUACCAUGCCCGUCAUCGCCCGCUGUGGGCACACUUUUUGCCAAGACUGCAUUCUCAACGCCCCAGCCGGACAGACCUGCCCCCAAGAUAAACAGCCCCUUGUUCGAUCGCCCGUCUAUGCCAAUCGCGCCGUACAAGAGCAGAUCAAUGAUCUCAAAACCCGGUGCCCUUACGGUGUGCGACCCUCUUCCAAACCGGGCCGUGAUUUCGAGGUUGAUCCCACCGGCUGCCCCGCUAUUGUCAAGUACUCGGAGCGUGAAGCCCACAAAAAGUCGUGUGGCUACAUGUUUGUCCGUUUCGUGGCACACAAGCUGAAGUGGACGCACAUUUACAGUCAUGCCGGUUUGAGGCUGUCAAAGCUGUUCUGCAGCCGCAAAGACCUCGACUUUUUUCGCGGUGUGCUGGCCAACAUGUCCAGUCGCUUUGAUACUCUUGAACAGCAGGUUCUCACCCGACUCGCCGAUCUCGAAGAUACGGUGCAGCAAAUAUCUCGCGAGGUCGCCGACGCCAGCAUUAAUCACGAAACUGUCCAUAACGAUCUGGCCGUCGUCCAAUCUCAAAUUCGCAGCAUCAGUAACCAUGUCGGCCUCUCGGGCAUGCUGCAGCAGUUCAAGUGCCAGGGCACGUUUGUUGGCCACUCGGGGCAUGUGUGGGCUCUGGUGGCCACUAACGACCGCCUCAUUUCAGCAUCAGCCGACGAAACCAUUCGCGUCUGGGACAUUGGAUCCAGCUUUGCUUGCACCCGUACCAUCAACGCGCACCGCUCCAUUAUCCACUGCCUGCUGCUCGUCAACAAUCAACUAUACAGCGGGUCCAGCGAUCGCCUGAUCAAGGUGUGGAGCUUGGAGACAUUUGAGGAAAUUGAUACCCUGAUUGGUCAUGAUAACGUCGUCUGCGCCUUGGCAGCCUCGCGCACCAUGCUCUUCUCUGGCUCGCAUCAAUGCGUCAACGUGUGGAGCUUGGAUAGUCAUCAACUGCUCGGCCAGAUUGGGGAUCUCUCGCAUUGGACACGCGCGCUGGUGGCCAGCCAUGACCUCCUCUUUGUUGGCAACUCCUCCAUGAUCAAAGUCUGGACCAUUGGCUCGCUCAAAUUUGCUGAGGAAGACCCCGAACCCAGCCCGAUUCGGACCCUGGUUCUGCAAAACCCCAUGGGCACCAAGGAACCGCGGGCCAUAUAUUCCAUGUGCUUGACGCCACAGCAUUUGAUUGGUGGAACCUCGGACGGCAUGCUCCAUAUCUGGGACCGAGACACUUUGGCAUAUAAGCAGGCACUUUCCGGACAUACGGCAAUUGUGUACAGCAUUGAUUUCAUGCCUGGUGAACCUCAUGGCAAACUCUUUUCCGCCUCGCUCGACCGCACCGUUCGGGUUUGGAGCAUGGAGACCUUUGCCGUGCUUCAGAUCUUGCAUCGGCACGACGACUUUGUGGCCUGUGUGCGCGUGCAUCACAACCGUGUGCUGACAGCGUCGGGUGAUUCCUCCAUCAAGGUCAGGGGAGAAGUAUUCGUUUUCUCAAUUACGUUGUCCAAACAACCGUACAGCCUCAGCCCUGCGCAAAGAGGCAUGCUGGUCGCUAGCCUGCCCCUUGACUUACGGAUCGCCACAUCCUUCCAAAUUGCACAGCUGUGGGAGUAGGGCGAGAGACGGGGGGCAAGGGGGAGGGCUGUGGAUAGAGCAGGCCUUGAUCCUAAAUGGCGCGUGACCGCCACUGCAGCUCCUCAUCCCAGUCUUCGUCGUCGUCGUCGUCAUCGCCAUCGUCAUCACUGCCAUCUGCUUUGGCUGCAGCC